Molecule: messenger RNA, 2628 nt
Organism: Topomyia yanbarensis
Lineage: Eukaryota; Metazoa; Arthropoda; Insecta; Diptera; Culicidae
Gene: Start1
Product: steroidogenic acute regulatory protein-like
Exons: 12
Coding region: 588-2498 (636 amino acids)
Molecular function (GO): lipid binding
Source: RefSeq, a predicted model, not a curated record
AGUGUUUUGUUUUGGCUAACCUGUUAGUCACGUAUCCAGAUGUGGUUGGCGAAAUAGCGUUCGAAUAUAGUUUGUGAUCGUUAAAACAGUGGCAGAAAAGAAAAUGAUAGGUAAUUUUAUUUAACUAUUGGUUCGUGUGGUAUUUAGUGUCCAGUUAUCUCAGCAAACCUUCCAACUAGUGCGUUUCCAAGUGAAAAACUAACAGCUUUUGAGCAGUGAUAGCUGAGCCGAAUUGCAGGUCCUUUGACGCAACAAAGGAAAUACCAACAACCCUGUGCAUAAUCAAAAUGAAAACAGUUUGCCUACAGGUUGCAAAGUGUUUAUUCUACCUUUUGCUGCUGUUAGUUUUUAUUUUGUUCAGCUUUGCUUCCCGCGUACUGUUUGUAUAAACGGGAAUUGUCGAUUUCCGUUCCCAACCCAGCAGCAGCGUUUUCCGACAUUGGUAAACAAACCAAACAGCCUGUAACUUUGAAACACAGUAUCGUGAAUAUGUUUGAAACUCCAGCUUGUGGAUUACUUCCGGUUUCUUAUAAAACGCCAAGGCGCAUCAUCUGUGGAGGAAGCGCCAGUGGCUUAUUGCCAUUGUAAUGGCAGACGAUGACAUCAGAUCGGCCGUUCAUACGAUGUACGCUAGCCAUCACCAGUACCAACAGUAUCAGCCGCAGUAUCAAUCAACACAGCCGCAUCAAGGAUUCUACGGUGGCCAGUCGACAAUGCCCAGCAAUGCAGGACUUCCACGCUCCCAAUCGCACAUGGUUAACCUGCUGUCGGAGGAUUUCAUCGCCGGUUACAUGGACGAAGGUCGAAUGUCGGUGGUACGGCGAUUUUUCUGCUUAUUUGUCACCUUCGAUGUGGUUUUUGUCUCACUUCUCUGGAUCAUAUGUGUUAUGAUCACCGGUGACAAUAUUAUGCACGCGCUGCAGACUCAAGUGCUCCACUAUACCAUCUACACUUCGUUGUUUGACGUCGUCGUAACUGCUUUGAUACGGUUUAUAUUCUUGACUCUCUUUUACGGUCUGUGUCAUCUAAAUCACUGGAUUGUGAUUGCAUUUUCUACCACCGGUUCGUGCGCCUUUUUAAUCUACAAAGUGUUUAUUUAUAACUGGACAGCGACACCGCAACCCGUUUUUGAGGUUCUGCUGGUCGUUGUUUCUUUCGUUCUGGCAUGGGGUGAAGCAUGGUUUCUGGAUUGUCGGGUUAUUCCCCAGGAACGAUAUGCGAGAAACUAUUACGUUGCUCUCACUAAUCCUACUGCAGACGCACGUACUCCACUGCUGGAUCCAUUCCUGCACUCAGCUCUGGCCGGAAGGACCGAAAGUGUUGGAAACUUCUACUCGCCGUAUGAUUCCAUUCACAACAGUGAAGAUGAGGAGGAUGAACAGGAUGAAGAGUUCAAAAAAAUGGGCACCGAAUGUGUCCGUAAGGCAUAUGAUUUGUUGGAAUCGACGGAUUGGAAACUGGAGAAGGUAACAUCGAAGGGAGACACGAUCCAAAGCUGUACUCAGGAUAAACUUGGGAAGAUUUAUAGAUUAACGGGAAAAAUUCAUUAUCCUGCUAGAAAAUUACUCCAGGAAUUGUAUUAUAAAAUUGAAGACGUACCCAAUUGGAAUCCAACUCUACUAGAGUCAAAAAUCAUUCGAAAAAUCGACAGUCACACGGACAUUUCAUACCAGGCGACAAUCGGUGGUGGAGGUGGUCUCGUGAAAAGUCGCGACUUUGUGAAUCUACGCUGUUGGCACUUGUGUCGCGAUGGACGUGUAAUAGAGGGUGUCGAUCUUCAUCCGACAAUUCCCGAGGCGGUUACCUUGACGCCUGUGACCGAGGAGAUUGGUGAGAAUGGCGAAGACAAUGACGAAAUGGAUGGUGCUAGCGACAGCGAUGAUGAGUGUAUAAGUCGCCAAACGUCGUCGGCUCAGCUAACCAAAUCGUGUAGUGAAUUUAAAUUAGGUAGUAAUAGUGAUAGUAACAGUAGCGAGCAGAAAACAAAAACGGCUUUCUCAACGCUUAGCAAAAGCUUGGGGGCGCAGGAUUUUCAGCACACAGGAGCAGGUGCCAACUCUGAUCCGGAGGACGUGUUUUCCGAUGCGUUGACUGAGCCUAAAGAGGCUGAGAAAUCGGCUGAGAUUAAUCGGACUCGGUCCGACGAAAGUGAAGCACAUACAGGAGGUAAUGUGUUCGUUAGUGCUGCGAUAAGUAUCGAUUACCCCGGCGCACCCGUCACAAACAAGUAUACAAGAGGGGAAAAUAAAGUAUCCUGCUGGGCAAUGCGCGAGAUUGAUAAUCAAAAAGGAUACUGCAUAUUCGAAUGGUUGCUCUGUUUGGAUCUAAAAGGUCGUAUUCCACGCUAUGUACUAGACACUGCCUACACGACUCUGAUGCAAGACUAUAUGACCCAUCUCCGCAACUACGUGAUGGUGCUUCGGAAAGAAGGAAAAGUGCCUGCAACUAGCAUCACAACAGCUUUCAGCUCCACCGCGGUUAAGCCUAACUCUUCCUAAUUUAUUUAGUCAAUACUAGAUUUAUGUACCCAAUCGUGAGAUAAUUUGUAUAUUUUAUCCGUUUCUAUAAGUUAUGUCAAAAGUUUUGCGAAAGUUGCUUUUUUGAAAUACAUAUAGCAUAAAGAUUCUA